CGUACGGCGGCGGCCAGGGGUCGCGAGCCGGUGGAAGACCCGCGCGCGCGGAGCAGCCCGGGGAGUCGGCGCUUCUUUCCCUCCCUCCCCCCACUCCCCUCCCCACUCCCUUCCCCCCUCCCCAAGAAUGUUCCGCUACGAGUCUUUGGAGGAUUGUCCUCUGGAUGAAGAUGAAGAUGCAUUUCAGGGCCUGGGAGAAGAAGAUGAAGAAAUUGAUCAAUUCAAUGAUGAUACAUUUGGGUCAGGUGCAGUUGAUGAUGACUGGCAGGAAGCACAUGAGCGCCUGGCUGAACUGGAAGAGAAGCUUCCUGUGGCAGCUGAUGAACAAACAGGCAAUGGAGAGAGGGAUGAGAUGGACUUGUUGGGUGACCAUGAGGAGAAUCUAGCAGAAAGGCUCAGUAAGAUGGUGAUUGAAAAUGAGCUAGAAGAUCCUGCUAUCAUGAGGGCAGUGCAGACCAGGCCGGUUUUACAACCUCAACCCGGAAGUCUGAAUUCUAGCUUCUGGGAUGGGUCUGAAGUGCUGAGGCGAAUCCGUGGACCACUGCUUGUUCAGGAAAUGCCUACGGUGUCUGUAUUAGAAUAUGCCUUGCCUCAGAGGCCUCCACAGGGCCCCGAAGAUGAUCGGGACCUUUCUGAACGAGCUUUACCAAGGCGAUCAACAUCACCUAUCAUUGGAAGUCCUCCUGUUAGAGCUGUUCCUAUAGGCACCCCACCUAAGCAGAUGGCUGUUCCCAGCUUCAACCAACAGAUUCUGUGUCCAAAGCCUGUUCAUGUUCGGCCCCCACUGCCACCACGUUAUCCUGCUCCCUAUGGUGAGAGGAUGUCUCCAAACCAGCUCUGCAGUGUCCCGAACUCCUCCCUGCUGGGCCACCCUUUUCCUCCUAGUGUUCCUCCUGUCCUCAGUCCUCUGCAGAGAGCACAGCUUCUGGGAGGAGCACAGCUACAGCCUGGACGGAUGUCUCCCAGCCAGUUUGCACGGGUCCCUGGAUUUGUUGGUAGCCCACUGGCUGCCAUGAAUCCUAAGUUGCUACAAGGACGCGUUGGGCAGAUGCUUCCCCCAGCACCAGGCUUCCGUGCCUUCUUUAGUGCUCCGCCCCCCGCUACACCACCUCCACAGCAUCCUCCUCCUGGCCCGGGACCUCACCUGCAAAACCUAAGACCUCAGGCCCCAAUGUUUAGACCAGACACAACUCACCUUCACCCACAGCAUCGGCGUCUGUUGCAUCAGAGGCAGCAGCAGAGCAGAAAUCAGCAUCGUAAUCUCAAUGGUGCCGGAGACAGAGGAAAUCACCGGGCCAGUCAUCAAGAUCAUCUCCGGAAGGAUCCAUACGCUAAUCUCAUGUUACAGCGGGAAAAGGAUUGGGUCUCUAAAAUCCAGAUGAUGCAGCUACAGAGCACUGAUCCCUAUCUGGAUGAUUUCUAUUACCAGAAUUACUUUGAAAAACUGGAGAAAUUAUCAGCUGCUGAAGAAAUACAAGGUGAUGGCACUAAGAAGGAGCGUACCAAGCUCAUCACCCCCCAGGUGGCCAAACUGGAGCAUGCAUAUAAGCCUGUGCAGUUUGAGGGCUCUUUGGGGAAGCUUACUGUCUCUAGUGUGAAUAAUCCUCGAAAGAUGAUCGAUGCUGUUGUGACAUCUCGGAGUGAGGAUGAUGAAACAAAAGAAAAACAAGUUCGGGACAAGAGAAGAAAAACCCUUGUCAUAAUUGAGAAAACCUAUAGUUUACUCCUUGAUGUGGAGGAUUAUGAAAGGCGCUAUCUCCUAAGUUUAGAAGAAGAGCGGCCUGCCCUGAUGGAUGAAAGAAAGCACAAAAUCUGUAACAUGUAUGACAACCUAAGGGGCAAAUUGCCUGGACAAGAGAGGCCAAGUGAUGACCACUUUGUACAGAUCAUGUGUAUUCGAAAAGGGAAGAGAAUGGUGGCCCGCAUUCUCCCUUUCCUCUCCACAGAGCAAGCAGCUGACAUUCUCAUGGCAACUGCCAGGAACCUCCCUUUCCUUAUCAAGAAGGACGCACAAGAUGAGGUGCUGCCAUGCUUACUGAGUCCCUUCUCUCUCCUCCUCUAUCAUCUUCCUUCAGUGACUGUCACCAGCCUUCUGCAACAGCUAAUGAACCUACCUCAAAGUGUACCUGCACCAGCACUCUGCAGUCCUCACCUCACUGCUGUGCUCCAGAACAAGUUUGGCUUGUCACUGUUCCUAAUCCUCCUAAGCCGUGGGGAAGACCUCCAGAGCUCUGCUAUGGAAUCAACGCAAAAUAACCAAUGGACAGAGGUGAUGUUCAUGGCAACCCGAGAACUUCUACGGAUCCCCCAAGCAGCCCUGGCAAAGCCAAUCUCUAUACCCACAAAUCUAGUGUCCCUUUUUUCUCGCUAUGUUGACGACCGACAGAAACUGAACUUGCUGGAGACAAAACUGCAGCUGGUUCAAGGGAUACGAUAAAAGAUGUCCAGUGUGUCCUGUACCUCCUUUUGGCUGCCACCUGCACUGCUGCCAUCACCAAUGGAGUGUUUUUAAUGAGGGAGGGGAGGUAGCUUAUGACCCAAAGCAAAGUCUUGUGGGAUUGAUUCCUGUUUUCAGAGGUUAGCUCUGAAUGCCAGGUAUCUCCCACUGCUCUGAUACUUCUGCUGGGUAAUACUUCUGCUGGUUUCUUUUACCUUCUGUGUUACACUUUUGCAUGUCCUACUUUUGCUCAACUCCUCUCAAUUUUGCUUUUUCUUUGCCCUAGAGACACAAAAAUAACGUCCCUUUAUCCCAUCACCACUAUUACAAUUCAAAGUAGGUUGUAGUUGACCAAAGGGCUCCUCCCCCCUUUGAAGUCUCUUUUUCAUCUUCCCUUAUUAAUAUGACUAUAGGAGAGCCAAAAUUAAGUAGAAGUCAAGAUAUAGGUAAAUAUACACACACCCUAUACAUACAUUCAUGUGGUUUCCAGAGGGUCCUUAAAGAGUUUUAGUUUGAAAAAUAUUUAGUUGACAUAUACCUCUAAAAAUAAACCAGCUGAUACAUUUUUAGUCUGUUUCUGUUCCAUCUUGUAAUUUGGUGGGUUCUACUUUUUUAAUAUAUAAAUACAGGGUACACAGCACAUUACAUUAAAUCAAACUUGUUAAUUGGCUGAUGCCCAGCUCUAGGCUGAAAGGACUUUUCUUUCUCCCUACCUGUAUU
Acomys russatus (golden spiny mouse) is the source of this 3157-nucleotide messenger RNA. It is a transcript of the gene Patl1, whose product is annotated as PAT1 homolog 1, processing body mRNA decay factor. Gene Ontology annotation, molecular function: RNA binding. Gene Ontology annotation, cellular component: P-body. The record is from RefSeq and is a predicted model, not a curated record. The transcript is spliced from 19 exons. Bases 128 to 2437 code for a protein of 769 amino acids. Gene Ontology annotation, biological process: P-body assembly; deadenylation-dependent decapping of nuclear-transcribed mRNA. Lineage: Eukaryota; Metazoa; Chordata; Mammalia; Rodentia; Muridae.